Exophiala aquamarina CBS 119918 is the source of this 1248-nucleotide messenger RNA. RefSeq lists its product as uncharacterized. Gene Ontology annotation, cellular component: nuclear chromosome. Gene Ontology annotation, molecular function: DNA-binding transcription factor activity; DNA binding. Gene Ontology annotation, biological process: meiotic cell cycle; positive regulation of transcription by RNA polymerase II. Lineage: Eukaryota; Fungi; Ascomycota; Eurotiomycetes; Chaetothyriales; Herpotrichiellaceae. Bases 1 to 1248 code for a protein of 415 amino acids. The record is from RefSeq and is a predicted model, not a curated record. The transcript has a single exon.
AUGUCGUCGUCAUUCCAUGAGAACACACCCAGGGCCUCGCAGGAGGGUCCACUAUUUGGCGACACACAUGUCAUUUACCCAGUCAUGAAUGCUCAUAAUCAGCAAUUGAUGCCAGAAAUCUCAGCGACCAUCCAAAAGGGUUUUUUCCAAGUAGAACACAAGUGGACUUGCUACCGCCGCAAUUAUUUCGCAGUGGCUUGCUCGUUUAGUUUCAAGAGCCCAUUGGCCGAAGGGCCGUACUACUUGAACAGAAAUGGACAACGCGAAAUGAUCCAUCAAUUUGCGGUCUCAAUUUCAGCCAAGACCGCGUCAGCUUCUAACGGAGAGAGUGAAACUCGCGGCCUUGUGCAACAUACUCCCAAGCGCGAUAAGGCUACGGAAUCUGUGCCUGGAAGGCACCAGAUAUCUCCAAUGCCUCAUUCAAAUGCCGGUAGCAACGGCGUCUAUCAUGGCUCCAGCUCCUUGUACCAAGGAGGACAGCACAUUCCCUCUGCGAUCAUGAGCGCCUACAUUGGAUACGAUAAUGGCGCCGCCAACAGCGUUCCAACGAACCACACCUUUGAGAGAAUCCAGUUUCAGAAGGCGACCGCUAACAAUGGGAAGCGCCGCGCACAGCAGCAAUAUUUCCUGGUGGUUGUUGAGCUUUCCGCAAGUGUGGCAAGAGCCCGCGGGGACGAGUCUUGGGUUGUGAUCGCAACUAAAGAGUCGGACCCAAUGGUGGUGCGGGGUCGCUCUCCAGGCCACUACAAGGAUAAUGGGCGACGAGACAGCGAGUCAAAUAUGGAUCCUGGCCGAGGAAGUGGCCCGGGAGGAGAUGGAGCACCCGGAGGACUAGCCUUGCCUCCUUACGGAGGAGGGCAUUCUAGCAUGGAUUGGCAAUCGACCCAACGGCAGAGCGGUUCUUAUGGUGCAUCAUAUCGACAGGCCAUGAAGACUGAGUUUUCACCGGCCAACACAUUGGCAGGCACGCCAACAGAGGCGGAGCUGAGUCUCUCCGAUUCUCAGACCGUCAAGUCGUCCUGCACCUUUUCCACCGAGCAAUCUGUAAUGACGCCACUUUCGGAAGCAAGUGACGAAGCCUUAUUCAAUCUCGAUCAUCACACGGAGAGCCGCAAGCGCCCGUACGAGGAUGAGGAUGAGGAGGAUCAAUUGCGAUUCCAUCAUAAUGCUCCAUUUACUGACAGUAUUUCUACUCUUGCAGACCUGUCAGCCACACCCUGGUCGAAGCUACUCUGUGCACCUUCCUGA